AAACAAAGGCAGCUGCUUCUGCGCUGUAGGUUAUUUUUACCUAGCCAUUAUGAAGCACCCCACAACAUAGCACAUGUCGGCUACCUGCUCGUUAACAGUGCCUCAAAGGACAGGCAAAUAUUAUUUCCUGGAAUACGCUUAGGUACAAAGCUACAGCGAGUGCGAGAGAGUUUUAGCGUUAAGCCCGGCCAAAUCAAUAAAGUGGAAAUCAUUCGUAAACAUGACGCUGAACGAGAGUGACGCUCACAAGCAGCUGGAGCUAACGCGCAACUUUCUGGAGUUAUCGAGGAAUGCGGACACCUGCGCCGCACUGCGUAGCUCCGACUGCAUUCAACUAUUGGUGAAAAUUCUGCAUGCCAAUGACGAUGGGGCCGUCGCGGGCGGAGCCGCGCGCAAGAACGCCAGCCAAGCCCUGCACAACAUUGUCCAGGGGAAUCAGCGGGAGGUGAAGGUGCUGCGUUUGCUGGAUCAAAUCCAUGAUUAUAGCUGUAAUUUUUUGCGCACGCAACUGCAAAGCGGCGGUGAAUCGAUUGCCGACGAUGAGGAGCGUCAUCCAUUGGCCUCCAUGAAGCUGCUGAUGAAGGCCAGCUUCGAUGAGGAGCAUCGCCAGACCAUGUGUGAGCUGGGCGCCCUAAAAGCCAUACCAAAUCUGGUGCAUCUGGAUCAUGCCGUGCACGGCCCGGCUGCGGGCAGAGAUCAGUGCAAUCUAUUGCGACGCUAUGCGCUAAUGACGCUAACGAAUCUCACCUGCGGCGAGGAGAACAACAAGUCGCUGCUCUGCGGCCAGAAGCAGUUUAUGGAGGCGCUGGUGGCGCAGCUCGACUCAAAUGCCGCUGCAGAUGUCGAUGAUCUGCUGCAGGCCACGGCCAGCGUUUUGCGCAAUCUCUCGUGGCGCGCGGACAAACACCUGAAGACCAUAUUCAAUGAGCUGGGCACGGUUACGGCUCUCGCCUUGGCCGCCAUGCACAACAAAAGCGAGAACACCUUGAAGGCGAUUCUAUCGGCUCUGUGGAACCUAUCGGCGCACUGCAGCACCAAUAAGGCGGAGUUCUGUGCUGUCGAUGGCGCAUUAGGGUUUCUUGUGCAAAUGCUCAGCUACGAGGGACCCAGCAAAACGCUGAAGAUUGUCGAGAAUGCCGGCGGCAUAUUGCGCAACGUGUCCAGCCACAUAGCUGUCUGUGAAUCGUAUCGCCAGAUCCUGCGGGAGCAUAACUGCUUGGCCAUUCUGCUGCAACAGCUGAAGUCGGAUAACCAGACGGUUGUGAGCAAUUCCUGCGGCACGCUUUGGAAUCUGUCCGCACGCUGUCCCCAGGAUCAGCAGUUUCUUAUCGAUCACAAUGCCAUUCCACUGCUGCGUGCUCUCGCCAGCUCGAAGAAUCCCAUGGUGGCUGAGGGCAGCGCAUCUGCGCUCAAGAACUUGGUUAAUUAUCGCAACGCCCUUGAGCUGGCCACCAAUAACGAGCUGCCGCCGAAGGAGCUGGACGGCCAUGCGGGCACGCUGCCACGACGUUACAGCUCCAUGCGGCUGAGCAGCAAUCCCACGGGCUCACUGAAGAAAAUGCGCCCCGGCACGGCAAGCAGCAGCAGCAACGGGAGCAGCACGUUGCCCCGCAAAUGCGAAAGCCGCGAGUCCAUCUAUUCCGGCAAAUCCGAUUCCGAUUCCACAAAAUACUCCACCAAAUCCGACAGCGCCUUCGAGCAGCGCAAACUGAGCGCGGCCACAGUCAAGAGCCAUUACGUUACGCCCACGGAGGAGCAGCCCAUUGACUACUCAAUGAAGUACAGCUACAGCGAGCACAAGCCGGCCAAGGCCAGUUUCGACAACUCCAUCGACCUGGAUCAGCCCACGGAUUUCAGUGCGCGCUACAAGGAAAGACGCUCCGCACAAGCGGCACAGCCGCAGCCAGAGGCGCGCGAGGACAGCAACGAGAUCCUGCUUAUACUGGACGAAACUGGCAGCCCCGCUGCUGCGCCGCUUGCCAAGUCUGCGUCAGCCUGCGAUUUGAGCAGCGAUCAGGCUGAGCGUCCCAAGACGCUCAACUUGCGCAGCAAUGCUCUGGAGAAUCUGGCAGCCGUUAAACCCGACGCCUGUUUGCACACGCCGGAGCCGGAGCCCGGCGAGCGGCCAAUCAACUAUUGCGAGGAAGGCACGCCCGGCUGCUUUAGUCGCUUUGACUCGCUCAACAGCCUCACGGAGGGCGCCCCCAAGCAGCUUGUUGUUGUGCCCAAGUCAGCCAAUGCACCGCAACAACCUGUUGCGGUAACUCCAACUAACAACAACAACAGCAACAGCCAGGCCAUUGACUCCGCACUGGAGACGCCGCUGAUGUUCUCCAGACACAGCUCCAUGGAUUCUCUGGUCAAUGAUGAGACCAUUGGUUGUGAUGAUAACGGUUCGGUUAUAAGUGAAUACAGUCGCAUGCAAAGCGGCGUCAUCUCACCCUCGGAGCUGCCGGAUUCACCCACGCAGAGCAUGCCGCAGUCGCCGCGUCGCGAACGCAAGCUGGAGACAUUGCAGCUUAGUGCCAGCGGGAACAGUAAUUCCAAUGGAAAUGACCUUAAUGGCAACGAUGCGCCGCGCAGCUACUGCACCGAGGAUACGCCUGCGCUGCUGUCCAAGGCGGGCAGCAACAGCAAUCUCUCGGUGCUCUCCAUAGCCUCCACCGCAAAUGAUCAGAAUGCCAAUGUAGAGCAGAUGCCACAAGUCCAGGGCAAUGAGGAUGCCAUAUCCAAGAUGCGCUGCGGCGGCAGCGCCUUGCCAAGUUAUCUGCCCGUAACAGAUGAGAUGAAUAAGUACUACGUCGAGGACAGCCCUUGCAAUUUCUCCGUAAUCUCUGGACUCUCCAGUUUGACCGUGGGCUCGGCGCAAGUGGGCCCGGCGCGUGCCCUGAAGCCGCCGCAGCUUUUGCCUAGGAAUGCCGAAUUAGCUCCCAAGUUGCCGCCACGACGAAGUGCAGCAAAUGUGCUGCCCAAACGCAGCGAUUCGCUCAGCUCAUUGUCAAUGGAUUCGGACGAUGACUGCAAUCUGCUGAGUCAGGCCAUUGCCGCCGGCAGUUGCAGACCCCAACCGAGCGGCGCCAGUGCCAGCACUAGCUCCAGUCUGACGAACACGCUGCCCAAGCCAAGCAACCACAGACGACAGACAAUUGCUGGCGCCAAGACUGACUACAGCUCCGACGAUUCGCUGGACGACGGCCAGUCCAAGUCAUUGUUUGAGCAGUGCAUAUUGAGCGGCAUGCACAAGUCCAACGAUAACUUGGAGAGCGAACGCAAUGAGCCGCCCAGCGAUCGAUUUGUCAGCAAUCAGGUGCGCCAGAUCGAGUCCAUGUUGGCCACGGUGCGGCCGACGCCGCCGCGUUCAGCCUCGGGCAGCCGGCAGCGUCAGCAUUAUCACUGGGUCUAACCAAUUAAAGUGUUUGCAGUUGUUUGGUCGUUUCUUUUUUAAAUCUUUUCUCUAAUGUAAUGUACACACUGCAAUAAUAUUCUUACGGUCUCAAUUUGUCUAUAGUUCAAGAUUAAAAAUU
This is a messenger RNA of Drosophila novamexicana, 3524 nucleotides long. RefSeq names its product adenomatous polyposis coli protein (gene Apc2). Gene Ontology annotation, molecular function: gamma-catenin binding; beta-catenin binding; microtubule binding. The coding region runs from base 221 to 3403 and encodes 1060 amino acids. NCBI's taxonomy places the organism in Eukaryota, Metazoa, Arthropoda, Insecta, Diptera, Drosophilidae. Gene Ontology annotation, cellular component: catenin complex; cytoplasmic microtubule; beta-catenin destruction complex. The record is from RefSeq and is a predicted model, not a curated record. The transcript is spliced from 2 exons. Gene Ontology annotation, biological process: cell migration; pattern specification process; positive regulation of protein catabolic process.